AUGAAGAGCUUACUCUUGGUCCUUGUGAUUCUUGUCUUGCUCUCCCAAAUUCCACCAGUGAGAAGUGGACCAAAUAUUUACAUAAGAAAGUUCUUUAGUACAUGCUGGCGAACAAAAGGUAUUUGCAAGAGACAUUGUUACAAAAAUGAAAUCUUUCAUAUUUUGUGUGAUACUACACAUCUGUGCUGCAUCAAUAAAAGAUAUGUGUCUGUACAAAUUGGGACACUGUCAUGA
Molecule: messenger RNA, 234 nt
Organism: Echinops telfairi (small Madagascar hedgehog)
Lineage: Eukaryota; Metazoa; Chordata; Mammalia; Afrosoricida; Tenrecidae
Gene: DEFB135
Product: defensin beta 135
Exons: 2
Coding region: 1-234 (77 amino acids)
Biological process (GO): innate immune response
Cellular component (GO): extracellular region
Source: RefSeq, a predicted model, not a curated record